Molecule: messenger RNA, 1941 nt
Organism: Aplysia californica (California sea hare)
Lineage: Eukaryota; Metazoa; Mollusca; Gastropoda; Aplysiida; Aplysiidae
Product: monocarboxylate transporter 14
Biological process (GO): monocarboxylic acid transport; transmembrane transport
Molecular function (GO): monocarboxylic acid transmembrane transporter activity
Source: RefSeq, a predicted model, not a curated record
UUGUCUUCUCUGCAGGCAUACAGAGUGAAAGAAAUUUUAUUCUUAUCUUUUGUCUUCUUCACAGACAUCUGGAAUGACGGCAAUGUUCUUCCUAUAUUUUGUCUUUUCUGCAGGCAUACAGAGUGACAGAAAUGUUCUUCCUAUCCUUUGUCUUCUCUGCAGGCAAUGUUCUUCCUAUAUUUUGUCUUCUCUGCAGACAUACAGAGUGACAGAAAUGUUCUUCCUAUCCUUUGUGUUCUCCUCAGACAUCCGGAGUGACAGAGUGUGAGAGCCAUGUUCUUCCUAUAUUUUGUCUUCUCUGCAGGCAUACAAAGUGACAGAACGUUACAGCCAUUUUCUUCCUAUCCUUUGUCUUCUCCACAGACAUCUAGAGUGACAGAGUGUGAGAGCCAUGUUCUUUCUAUCUUCUGUCUUCUCUGCAGGCAUACAAAAUGACAGAACGUUACAGCCAUUUUCUUCCUAUCCUUUGUCUUCUCCACAGACAUCUAGAGUGACAGAGUGUGAGAGCCAUGUUCUUUCUAUCUUCUCUGCAGGCAAUGUUCUACCUAUCUUUUGUCUUUUCUGCAGGCAUACAGAUUGACAGAAAUGUUAUUCCUAUAUUUUGUCUUCUCUGCAGGCAUACAUAGUGACAGAGCGUGAGAGCCAUGACCGGGUAUGCAGGCGGUAUGACGUCAGUGUCCAACUACUGUUGGGUGAUGGUGGCCUGCAGUUUUGCGGUGCACAUGAUCACGUCCGGCACCAUGUUCUCUCUGGGAGUCCUCUACGUCUCCUGGCUACAAGACUUCGGACAGAGCAAAGGGCUCACCUCCUGGGUGGUCUCCAUCGGCGUGGCGUUUUUGUUCGGCAUCGGACCACUUCCGUCCGCGCUGAUCGCCAAGUUCGGUAACCGCGUGGUUCAGAUGACCGGAAGUCUCAUGGCCAGUCUCGGGUUCGCCCUCGGUUACUUUGUGACGUCAGUGCCUCAGCUCAUCCUCACUGUGGGCGUGGUUGUAGGUAUCGGUCUAGGCUUCAACUACCUGCCCGCCGUGACUAUGAUAGCCGAAUACUUUAACAAGCGACGGUCUAUGGCCUACGGUAUCGCCACUGCUGGCGUCGGUAUCGGUUCCUUUCUGCAGGCACCGCUGAUCAACUGGUUGGAGGAACAAUACGGCUGGCGAGGCGCCAUGCUCAUUUUGUCUGGUUUCCCGCUUCACUUGAGCAUCCUGGCUCUGUUGAUGAAACCGCGCGCAGAUUUCGCCCAAUACGAGUUGGACGUGGGGGAGAAGGUGGAGAAGGAUGGUGAGAGCACCGAUGUCAAGGACAGCAGCGUUUUGGUUGAGAGGGUCACGGUUGGUGAGGUUGACCGUGGGUCGAAGGAUGCACCUCUCAUGAAGGAUGUCGGUGGAGAAGUUAAGACGGAUAGUGCCUCUAGUCAGUCUCCAGACAACCAGCCUCAAGGCAACGUUUUAGUUCGGGGCUUACACCACCUCCUAGACCACUUCUCACUGCUCAAAGACAAGAUCUUCUUCUCCCUAGCCCUCAGUAACAUCUUCACCAACCUGUCUUUCCUCAUGCCCGUUUUCUACAUGGUAGAUCGAGCAGUGGAAGCGGGCAUUGACAAGUCUUCAGCCGCCCUGUUGGUUUCUGUAAACGGCAUCGGAAAUGUGGUAGGCCGUAUCUUGUUCGGACUGUUGGGUGAUCUCCCUUGUGUGGACAGCGUGGUGUUGUACGUGCUCACGCUCACGGUGUGUGGGGCUGGCACGUGCGUGAGUCCGGUGUGUGGUGGGAGUCUCGUCUUACAGGGAGUCUACUCAGCCUUCUUCGGGAUCUUUAUGGGUGGCUACGUGACCCUUGGCCCAGUGGUCACCGCUGAGCUGAUGGGCGUGGCACGGUUGACUCAAGCCUUCAGCCUUCUGCUCUUCUUUAUGGGCGUGGCCGGGGCUCUGGGCCCGCCCCUUGCAG